Molecule: messenger RNA, 699 nt
Organism: Solanum verrucosum
Lineage: Eukaryota; Viridiplantae; Streptophyta; Magnoliopsida; Solanales; Solanaceae
Exons: 1
Coding region: 1-699 (232 amino acids)
Source: RefSeq, a predicted model, not a curated record
AUGAAGGACUUGGGAGAGUUAAGGUAUUUUCUUGCUAUUGAAUUUGCUAGGUCCAAGGAAGGAAUUCUAAUGCAUCAAAGGAAGUCUGCAUUAGAAUUGAUUUCCGAAACUGGCCUUGGAGCUGCAAAGCCUGCUAUGCCUCCUAUGGAUAUUAAUGUGAAGUUCACAAAUAAGGAGUAUGAUGAUCAUGUUUUCAACGACACUAAUCAAGCAGAACCUAUUGUUGAUCAAGGAUCUUAUCAAAGACUCAUACGUAAACUUCUAUAUGUUACCGUGACUAGACCUUAUAUCUCAUUUUGUUUUCAGAAUCUAAGUCAAUAUUUACAAGCUCCCAAGAAGUCUCAUAUGGAAGAAGCACUCAGAAUAGUCAAGUAUCUAAAAAAACAACAAGACCAAGGGGUCUUACUAUCCAGUAAUAAGAACAAUGUGAUAGCAGCCUACUGUGAUGCAGAUUGGGUUGCAUGUCCUAACUCUAGAAAGUCAGUAACAAGUUAUGCAAUAAAAAUGGGAUAUUCUCUCAUCAUUUGGAAGUCUAAGAAACAAACAACUGUCUUCAAGAGCUCAGCUGAAGCAGAAUACAGAAGCUUAGCUUCCACCAUGGCAAAGAUAGUUUGGAUAGUUGAGCUAAUAAAGGAACUUGGUAUUGAUGUUACUCUUAUGUCAAGGUGUAUAGUGAUAGUAAGGUUGCAAUACAAAUAG